GGUGGGCAAUUGUGGCCCUCCAGCUGUUGUAGAACUACAAGUCCCAUGAGGCAUUGCAAAACUGACAGUUACAAGCAUGACUCCCAAAGGCAGAGGCAUGAUGGGACUUGUAGUUCACCAACAGCUGGAGGGCCACAGUUACCCACCCCUGGUAUAAGUGCACAUCGCUGACGGCUAGAAGUGGACAAUCCCUUGAAGGUGGACAAUCCCUUGAAGGAGCAGCAGUAAGGACUUACAGGUGAGCAAGAAGCGGGACUGUCUCCUCUCGCAGUAGGAUUGCCUCCUUUGGGACUC
Staurois parvus is the source of this 294-nucleotide messenger RNA. Lineage: Eukaryota; Metazoa; Chordata; Amphibia; Anura; Ranidae. The record is from the annotation of a GenBank genome assembly.